CAAAAUUUACUUAUUUGGUAAAUCCACUUUCAAUCAGAGAGCUUGCUAACUGAUGUUAUAUUUGACAUAUUUAAAUCGCAGAUAGCUAUACGAGGGAAACGAUACAUAUUCGUGAUCGGUUAUAAAGUUCUACCCGACUUUACUAUAUUAAGUUCAUAAUUCCACUUGCAGCUGCUCCGGGGGGCGGAGUGUCUGGGAAGUGUUGCUCCGAUUGGGGCGCUCGGUUGGGGGAAGAGAGAUGGCGUGCUUGUUGGAGGCCCCACUCCGCAUCAGUGUGCUGUCUGAAGUCACUGCUACUAGCCGCCACUAUGUUGACCGGCUGUUUGACCCCGACCCACAGAAAGUGCUGCAGGGAGUCAUUGACAUGAAGAAUGCAGUUAUUGGGAACAACAAGCAGAAAGCCAACCUGAUAGUACUCGGAGCCGUACCCAGGUUACUCUACUUGCUCCAACAGGGCUCUUCGAGUUCCGAACUGCAGACAGAGUGUGCCGUGGUUCUUGGCAGCCUGGCCAUGGGCACGGAAAACAACAUCAAGUCCCUGGUGGACUGUCAUAUCAUCCCAGCACUGCUCCAAGGUCUCCUAUGUCCGGACUUGACCUUUAUUGAAGCGUGCCUCCGAUGUCUCAGGACAGUCUUCAUCAGUCCUGUGACCCCGGUGCAGCUACUCUACACGGACCCCACUGUGAUCCCCCAUCUAAUGUCUCUCCUGAGCCACUCGCAGAGGACCCAGGAGUACAUCACACAGAUCUUCUCACACUGCUGCAAGACUCCAGAGCAUCAGACCGUUCUGUUCAAUCACGGCGCCAUCCAGAACAUUGCUCCGCUUCUCACUGCUCCCUCCUAUAAGGUUCGGAUGCAGGCUUUAAAGUGUUUCUCGGUCCUCGCUUACGAGAACACGCAAGUGUCCAUGACACUGGUGAAUGUGUUGGUGGAAGGCGAGCUGCUCUCUCAGGUAUUUGUCAGAAUGAUGCAAAGGGAUCAGCCCAUUGAAAUGCAGCUCACCGCUGCCAAAUGUUUAACCUACAUGUGUCGGGCGGGUGCUAUUGGGACGGACGACACUUGCGUAGUCCUAAAGACGCUGCCGUGUCUGGUGCGCAUGUGCAGUAAAGAGCGACUGCUGGAGGAGCGCGUGGAGGGGGCGGAGACCCUGGCCUACCUGAUGGAGCCCGACGUGGAGCUGCAGCGCAUCGCCAGCACCACCGACCACCUGGUGGCCAUGCUGGCCGACUACUUCAAGUACCCCAGCUCCGUGUCCGCCAUCACGGACAUCAAGAGGCUGGACCACGACCUGAAACACGCGCACGAGCUGAGACAAGCGGCUUUUAAACUGUAUGCCUCGCUGGGCUCCAAUGACGAGGACAUCCGCAAGAAGAUUACAGAGACGGAGAACAUGAUGGACAGAAUAGUGAGCGGCCUGUCAGAAUCGAGCAUCAAAGUGCGCCUCGCGGCUGUCAGGUGUCUCCACAGUUUGUCGCGGUCGGUACAGCAGCUGAGGACCAGCUUCCAUGACCACGCCGUGUGGAAACCUCUCAUGAAGCUGCUGCAGAACGCCCCGGACGAGGUUCUCGUCAUGGCCUCCUCAACGCUAUGCAACCUGCUGCUGGAGUUCUCGCCCAGUAAAGAGCCCAUCCUAGAGUCGGGGGUCAUUGAGCUACUAUGCAGUCUGACUCAGAGUGAAAGCCCUGCGCUGAGAGUAAAUGGAAUCUGGGCCCUCAUGAACAUGGCGUUCCAGGCGGAUCAGAAAGUGAAGGGGGAGAUUGUGCGCUCCCUGGGGACGGAGCAGUUGUUUCGGCUGCUCUCUGACCCCGACACAAACGUGCUGAUGAAGACCCUCGGCUUGCUGCGUAAUCUGCUUUCCACGCGCCCGCACAUCGACCAGGUCAUGAGCUCCCAUGGGAAGCAGAUCAUGCAGGCUGUCACCCUGAUCCUGGAAGGAGAGCACAGCAUGGAGGUCAAGGAGCAGACCCUGUGCAUCCUGGCGAACAUUGCCGACGGCAACACAGCCAAGGAUCUCAUCAUGACCAAUGAUGACAUGCUGCAGAAAAUCAAAUAUUACAUGGGGCAUUCGAAUGUGAAGCUGCAGUUGGCUGCCACCUUCUGCAUCUCCAACCUGAUCUGGAACGAGGAGGACGGGGAGGGACUCAACAUCGGGGGCUCCCAGGAGCGGCAGGAUAAGCUAAGAGAGCUGGGCUUCGUAGACAUACUACACAAACUGGCACAGUCCCCAGACACCAACCUCUGUGACAGGGCGAAGACGGCGAUGCAGCAGUACUUGGCGUGACCACCGAGGGAAGCUCCCCUCCCGCUCCCCCUCCACCCAGCCCAGCCCUCUCCACUGCCAGCCUAACUAACAAUUGUCUGGAGGAUCAUCAUGAACUUUUUUCUUUUUGCGCAUUGGUUUCAAGUUUUCUUCUUGUUGUGUUGCACACAAAGACACGGUUCUUUUUAUUUUUUUGAGUUUUUUUGUGUCUAAACUACAGUGAUCAACUCUAAAUCCCUCCCCUCCCCUCCACGCCUGGCUCAGACUGCCUCCACCUCAGCAUGAAGACUCCACAACGGUCGCUCAUUUACCUGGAUCAUCCCAGGGGCCACAAGGAGCUGUUUUUUUUUUUCUUUGGCUUGGUGUUUUAUUGACGAGAAACAAAAGGAGACAAAUAUAUCCUUUUCCCUCUGGGACUGAUGUGGAUUUUUUAUCAGUUUUUUUUGGUUUGGUUUUUGGUUGUUUUAUUUUUUGGGGGGAGAGGAGUUUGGCCGCCUCUGGUCAGGUCCUUGUAUCUGGUGCACUUGGACUAACCAACAGUGGAGACUUUGGACCUGCAAGGCUGAUGGAGAAGUUGGAUUGGCGGGAGAGCUCACGAUGGGGGUUAGGAGAGUAAAACUCUUAUUUUGCUAAUGACUUAUUCAUUGACUAUUUAACAAUUAUGUGUAUUGUUAUUUUAAGGAAGGACAUAUUUCGGAAAAGAUAAAAAAGCAAAAUGGCUUGAAGUUCUGAGAUUUUUGGUGUUUUUUCUUUUGUGGAUACAUACCUCGUAAAUAUAUAUAAAUUUAUAUAUAUAUGAACACAAAUAUAUUUUUGGGAUUUUAUUUGGUCCCUUUGUUUGCCGUGCCCCCCCUCCCAUACCCCUACCCAUCUCACUAUAGUGCAGUUGGGUUGAGGCACCUUGACAGAGACGCCAAACAAAACUAAUACCAACCAUACCAUCACGACAUUAUUUCCCCUCUAAUCUAUCCUCUGUUCAAGUAACAAUUUAAUUAGGGUAUUUGUUAUUAAUGAGCACCGAGUAUCAAAGCUUAUAAUCGCGCCAUCUUCCCUCCACUUUACGACACUCAUGCUGCCGUUCUGUAGCUUUGAUCGUUUCUCUUGCGGGCCUCUGAGCAGGCCUGCUCAGACAAAACGACUGGAGCGGGCGGCGUCUGUGACUCUGCCGAGGUUGACAUUGAUUGCCCCGUCACUGUUGGGAGAUUCUCUUGUCCUCGUCUUGCCUGUCAAACCCAAAGCCCAAAGCUAGCGCCUCUCUUCUACUCUCGUCAAGACGAGGACAAAGGAGCAUGUAAUCAUGAUAUCAAAAAAAAUAAGUUAAACGACUGAGCCCUGGAGGGUAAGGCGCUAAGUGGCUCCACCACAAUAGACAUUAAAACAAAUCUUCUUUUCCUAGGUGGUUUGAUUCACUCUCUGCUCAGAAUCUCACUAUUAGACUGUUGUCCCCUAAGCAUUUCAAUCAUUAACGAAAGCCCUAGAGAGAAUGAGUGUUACCGUUCAAAUAUAUGCACACCUGAAAGAUGGACUCUGUGUUGUGUGACUUAUUUAACUAAAGGAUAGUGUACAUUUUUGUUUUUACAUUUUCUUACAGUUUGAUCUAAAAAUAGUUUGGACCUGAGCUGCAACUCAUGAAAUCGCAAAAAAUAAUGUAAUUUAAAAUAAUAAUCCAAUCACCGAGAGAGAAUCUGGAGCUUUCAUUCGAUUGCAGCUCAGCAGAGUGAACACCAAUGUACAAAGUCAGAUGAACGUGGUUGAAUUGAAUAAAAAUCUAAUUCAGGCCUGUGGUUUGGAAAAAUGAGCAAA
This is a messenger RNA of Gadus macrocephalus (Pacific cod), 4063 nucleotides long. RefSeq names its product armadillo repeat containing 8 (gene armc8). The record is from RefSeq and is a predicted model, not a curated record. Gene Ontology annotation, cellular component: GID complex. NCBI's taxonomy places the organism in Eukaryota, Metazoa, Chordata, Actinopteri, Gadiformes, Gadidae. The transcript is spliced from 22 exons. Gene Ontology annotation, molecular function: protein binding. The coding region runs from base 239 to 2281 and encodes 680 amino acids. Gene Ontology annotation, biological process: proteasome-mediated ubiquitin-dependent protein catabolic process.